Molecule: messenger RNA, 1387 nt
Organism: Perca fluviatilis (European perch)
Lineage: Eukaryota; Metazoa; Chordata; Actinopteri; Perciformes; Percidae
Gene: brix1
Product: brix domain containing 2
Exons: 10
Coding region: 1-1026 (341 amino acids)
Biological process (GO): rRNA processing; ribosomal large subunit assembly
Cellular component (GO): nucleolus
Molecular function (GO): rRNA binding
Source: RefSeq, a predicted model, not a curated record
AUGUCGGCGUUCAAGAGAAAACGUGGAGGACAGGCUCCUGUUAAUAAAAAGGCAAAGAAAGGGAAAUUUGUAGUAGAUAAAGCUGAAGCACCGUUAGAAGCCGAACAGGAGAAGAAAAAUGAAGUCACGAUUCCACCACCGGUUUCGUUGGGUAAAUGGACCAACAAGGAAAGGGUUCUCAUUUUCUCCUCAAGAGGCAUUAACUUCAGAACGAGACACUUGAUGCAAGAUCUGAGGACCCUGAUGCCUCAUUCAAAAGCAGAUACAAAAAUGGACAGAAAGGACAAGCUGUUCAUUGUUAAUGAGGUGUGUGAGAUCAAAAACUGCAACAAAUGCCUCUUUUUUGAGGCCAAGAAGAAGCAGGACCUCUAUAUGUGGAUUUCAAACAGUCCUCAUGGACCUUCUGCAAAGUUUCUGGUUCAAAACAUUCACACACUGGCUGAACUCAAGAUGACAGGAAACUGCCUCAAAGGAUCCAGGCCGCUGCUUUCGUUCGAUCCCAAAUUUGACAAGGAGCCCCACUUUGCUUUACUGAAGGAGCUCUUCAUCCAGACUUUUUCCACGCCACGGUACCACCCUAAAAGUCAGCCUUUUGUGGACCACGUCUUCACAUUCACCAUUGCAGACAACCGGAUAUGGUUCAGAAACUACCAGAUCAUCGAGGAGGAUGCCUCUCUAGUGGAAAUUGGACCUCGCUUGGUUCUCAACCUCAUCAAGAUCUUUCAGGGGAGCUUUGGAGGGCCUACACUCUUUGAAAACCCAGAAUUCAAGUCUCCUAACAUGCACCGGCGAGAGAUCCGACUGGCAGCAGCAGCCAGAGUGCGUGAGAAGCAAAUGGUGAAGGAGAUGCAGAAAACAAAGAGGACUGAAGCGAAGCAGGAAGUGGCCAAAGACGUUACAGCCGACGUCUUCCUAACGCCAGCUGAGGAGAAGGCUGUUCACAUCCAAACAGAAGCACCUGCGCCUAAAGUGACGAAGAAGAAUAAACACAAAGCUUUCAAAAGACAAAGGAUGGCACGCAGGUAACGGGAGGGACGCGAUUCCGAGUGAGUGGCUUACUGCUGCCAUGAUUCACUAUUGUCUCAAGGAAAGGUGACAGUGCAGCAAGAGAAGACUUAAUGUGCAAAAUGUCAUUUAAUUAUCAGUUUUGACUAUAAAAUCUUAAAUAUUUACUUUGUGUAUAACAUUUGUUGCUGUAGUUGUGGAUUCACCCAAUGUAAGAUUGUGCAGAUUGUAGCUGGCCAUAAAAGUCUCAGCUUUAACAAUACAGCAAAAACAUUUGCCCAUUUGAUAAAAGUAAAUAUUCCAUCAGUGUAAAAAAACAUUGUUUAUUGAUUUUGAGUGACUGCAGUUUUCUAUGUCAUGGAAAUAAAACAAUUUAAACUUA